AUGGACGCCAUUUUUGCCAUAGGCUCGAACGGCUCGGGCCAGCUGGGAAUCGGCCAUCAAGAGGACGUUUCUGUGCCCAAACAAGUUCUCUUCCAGCCAGAUCCGCCAAGUUCUCCCAUUGUCAAGGUUGCCGCCGGCGGGAACCACACUCUCCUCCUCACGAAGUCGGGUCAGCUGUUCUGGAGCGGCGACUCGACAAGCGGGGCAUGCGGCCUGGCGUCCGGGCCAGGGUCUAAUGUCUUCCGAGAGGCUGAGCUCGCGAGGGAGGGCGGACAACGUGUUGGCCAUGUCGACUUGAUAGCUGCCACGUGGGAGGCGUCCUUUGUCGUUGCCAGGGAUGAGCACAACAAGGGCACGAGGCUGUUCAGUUUCGGCGCGGGCACGAAAGGCGAGCUGGGGUCCGGCGAGCUCAUUGUACGGACCCCGACAGCCACGCUCAUCGCCGACUUUCCGCCACCGGGGACAGAGAUCAUCGACUUGGCCGCUGGCAUGGGACACGUUGUUGCGGUGCUCAACAACGGGGAUGCCUACGGGUGGGGUAAUUGUCGCAAGACCCAGAUCGGAGAUCCUGGCGCCGUCGUCUUUUCACCUCGAAAGAUUGAUGGCAUCGGGUUCCAGGUCUCACGCGUUGUUUGCGCCAAGGAAUCAACGUGUUUCUUCGGCGACCCCAAGAGCGGAGACAUGCGCGUUAUGGGCUCCAACAAGUGGGAGCUGUCUUCUAAAGCUCCCGCGGCAGUACCCGCCUGGACCGACAUUGGGGCUAGCUGGGGCAACUUUUACAUUCUGCAAGAAGAUGGCUCCCUGCUUGGCUGGGGUCGGGACGACCACGGCCAGCUUCCACCCCCGGGUCUCCCGCCUCUCAAGAAGAUCGCCAUUGGCAGCGAACAUGUUGUCGCCCUCUCUAGGUCCGGCGAUGUUUUGGCCUGGGGCUGGGGCGAGCACGGGAACUGCGGCCCCCAGGUUGAAAACAACGACGUCAAGGGCCGCUGGAACGUCAUCGCUUCAACCAAAUUCAUACCUCCUGGCUGUCAAAUCGACAGCAUCGGUGCUGGUUGUGCCACAAGCUGGGUCUGCAUCACCAGCGACUGA
Messenger RNA from Purpureocillium lilacinum, 1089 nucleotides. RefSeq lists its product as uncharacterized. Lineage: Eukaryota; Fungi; Ascomycota; Sordariomycetes; Hypocreales; Ophiocordycipitaceae. The record is from RefSeq and is a predicted model, not a curated record.